Molecule: messenger RNA, 4709 nt
Organism: Limanda limanda (common dab)
Lineage: Eukaryota; Metazoa; Chordata; Actinopteri; Pleuronectiformes; Pleuronectidae
Gene: znrf3
Product: zinc and ring finger 3
Exons: 8
Coding region: 178-2883 (901 amino acids)
Biological process (GO): negative regulation of canonical Wnt signaling pathway; ubiquitin-dependent protein catabolic process; Wnt receptor catabolic process
Molecular function (GO): frizzled binding; ubiquitin protein ligase activity
Source: RefSeq, a predicted model, not a curated record
CGCAGAUUUUUCUCGCGCAAAAUCGCGAACAUUUCUCCCGUUGUUUUUUUUUUUUUUGCGUGAUUCUUUCUGACGCAUCGCAGCAGCAGCAGCAGCAGCAGCAGCAGUACGUGCCUGUGCGCAGCUCCGACUCCUUCGUGACAGUAUGACCCGCUCCGCGCAGAACCAGCCGGCGACAUGAUGCUUCCCCCGGGUGGAGGCUCGCCUCGCGGCCGGCCCGGCCCGGGGCUCCCGGGGCUCCGGCUGCUCCUGCUGGCCGCCGUGGCCCUCGCGAGCCUCGGUCCCGUCUCCGCCAAGGACACCGCCUUCGUGGAAGUGGUCCUGUUCGAGUCCAGCCCCAAUGGAGAUUACACCACGUACACCACCGGCUUGCAGGGACGCUUCUCCAAGGCUGGAGCCACGAUCAGCGCGGAGGGGGAGAUCGUGCAAAUGCAUCCUUUGGGACUAUGUAAUAAUAAUGAUGAGGAGGACCUGUACGAGUACGGCUGGGUUGGAGUGGUGAAGCUGGAGCAACCCGAGCUGGACCCCAGCUGUCUCACCGUUCUGGGAAAGGCGAGGCGAGCGGUGCAGCGCGGAGCCACGGCCGUCAUCUUCGACGUGUCGGAGAAUCCAGACGCCAUCGAUCAGCUCAACCAGGUCGCCGAGGAUCCUCUGAAGCGCCCGGUGGUUUACGUGAAGGGCAACGACGCCGUUAAGCUGAUGAACAUCGUCAACAAGCAGAAAGUGGCUCGUGCUCGGAUUCAACAUCGACCACCGAGGCAGCCCACGGAAUACUUCGACAUGGGCAUCUUCCUGGCUUUCUUUGUGGUGGUGUCGCUGGUUUGCCUCAUUCUGCUCAUCAAGAUCAAACUCAAGCAAAGGAGGAGCCAGAGCUCCAUGAACAGAAUGGCCAUCCAGGCUCUGGAGAAGAUGGAGACUCGUAAGUUCAAGGCGAAAGGAAAGGGUCAGCGCGAGAGCAGCUGCGGAGCCUCUGAUUCGCUGAGCAGCAGCUCCACCUCGGACUGCGCCAUCUGUCUGGAGAAGUACAUCGACGGGGAGGAGCUGCGGGUGAUUCCCUGUGCUCACAGAUUCCAUAAGAAGUGCGUGGACCCCUGGCUGCUGCAGCAUCACACCUGUCCCCACUGUCGACACAACAUCAUCGAGCAAAAGAAGGGAAAUCCAGGUGCAGCGUGCAUGGACCCUGGCAACCCGGUGCACGCCCGGCAGCGGGUGGUGCUGCCGGUCCACUACCCCGGCAGGGUGCACCGAGCCGGCCAGGUCACCGCCUUUCCAACCAGGACCAGCAUGGACCCCCACGGCAACGCCAUCACAGUGCUCACCGUGGACCAGCACCCCGACCCCCAGGGUCUGUACCCAGCCCAGUCCACGUCUGCCUUCCUGCGGAGCUACCACCCCACCCUCCACCUGGACCACUCACUCAACCCCCACCACUGCGGCUUGGAGCACCGCGGACCCCCGGCCUACCCAGCUCAGCCGCAUCACGCUGCUUUUAAACGACCCAAGUUCCACGGUCGUAACUUUUCCCGAGCAGCCUGCUUCUCGCAGUACGAAACUAUGUACCAGCACUACUACUUUCAGGGGUUGACUUUCCCUCAACAGCCCGAGGCCGGCCAGGUGCCUGCGGUGGGGGGGCACCUGGGGGGGGCCGGGGCCCACAAGGCUCACCACAGCAGGGCCUUUCAGCAGGGGCUGCUGUACCCCACAGUGGUUCACAUGGCACCUGCCUCUUCGUCGAGGGUAGGCGACGCCGGCAGCACUUCUGGCCUGAGCUGUUACCAUGGCCACCGCUCGGUGUGCAGCGGUUACCUUGCCGACUGCCCCGGCAGCGACAGCAGCAGCAGCAGCUCGGGCCAGUGCCACUGCUCCUCCAGCGACUCCAUGUUGGACUGUACUGAGGUCAGCAACCAGGGGGUGUACGGCAGCUGCUCCACCUUCCGCAGCUCGCUGAGCAGUGACUACGAUCCGUACGUCUACCGGAGUAAGAGUCCGUGUCGGGGCUCUGCCGGGGAGGGGGGGGCCGCAGCGUGCACCACCGUACCGUCAGAGGACUCGUCCCACGCUCCCUCGGGACACGACUGCCUCCAGCUCCCUCCUGGAGCGUCGGGAUAUAACUCGGGGGACCAUCUCUCCAACUGCAGCUUGGAGCCCAACUACAGCAGUCACUCAUCACUGGAACCCAGGGAGAACAACACCAGCACUACCUCAGCCGGCGCUGCCGAAGCCCCGGGAGCAGACCGGGGGAAGGGGGCCCAGGAGGACUCGGGGGAGAUUGGGGCGGCGGCUUGUAGCUGCUGCUUUGAGGUGCUCCCUCCCAGUGUGGAGUGCAAGGGGCAGGACUCGGACCAAGCUGGGCCUCUGGCCUCAGGACGCUGUCACAGGGGGCUGGACUUUCAGAGCUCAGCCUCCAAGAACUACUUUGCUCCCGAGCACAUGUGUCCUCCUUCAGAGCAGGUGAGCUACGAAGGGCUUCCCUGCUGCUUCUACAAAGAGAUGAAGGUCCACAGGGCCACAGCAGGGUGCUACACUGAGGACUACGCUGUUAACGUGCAGUAUGCACAUGCAGACUCAGAUGCCUGCACUGGACAGGGCUGCUGUGAACUCAACCAGAGGAUACCCAUAAUUCCCGAGGACACAGAUUGUGAAUUGGGUCCAGGAGCAGAGACCAACAGCAGCUUACUGCCCAUCAGUGUCACGCUGGAUGCAGAGGUGAGGACAGGGGAGCGGCUCGAGCCCAGCGAGGGGGUCUUCACCUCAGGACAGUUCAGAGGUCAGCCGUGUCCUCAGGAGGAGGAGACCAGGGCUCUGUUCCACCCGCAGCUCUCUGCCAGUCCCGCUGCGUUUGGAAGCAGUACUUCAACAGACGAGGGCGGUCUGGGGAUAUGAACUUACACCCGGAGAGAAGGGACAGUUUAAAGUAUGUGUUUGGUACCGUAUCAGUCAGUCAAUCAUUGAAACCCUCAGUUGCCUUGUUCUAACCUUGCUCUCUGAGCACUGAAUGUUAUCAUCUUAGAUUGUGUGGAUUUCUACUGAAAUGGCCUGAUGUUUCUAUCCAGUUCAUUCCUGUGGCCACAAACGUCUCGGCGCCCGGUGUCACCACAGCGCAGGGACCGAGUGGUGCUACUAACAUGACUGGAGGUUGUUAACUGAGACUAGAAGUAGGUUGGUACUGGCGUCUGUCGGGCGACGUGUCUGCUGCCGUCGGGGGUGCGACCCCCUCAGAGAUGCAGGCCCAUUUCUUCAGAUGUUGUCGAGAGCAAGUUGUGGAGAGACUUUAUCUUUUGUGCAAGAUCUUGGAAUCUGAGAUUUCUCUACUAAAAACAAGUACACUCUUAAUUCACCGAUAUCUGCAUCUACAUGUAUACAUCGUGUAUAUGUGCGCACAUGAACACUGACUGCCUAUAAAAGCUUCAACCACCAACUCAAAUAGGUUGUAUGGACAUAGCUAUACCAAAACAGAAAGACAUGAUUGUUGUUCGUUUGUUUUAGUUUUUUUUUAAACUUUUUUCAAGAGCAGGGAAAAGGGUCUUCGAGCGUCGGUGGCCCACGUGUUUCUCUGUGGAGAAGAAGCUAUAUAUUACACAAAAUGCAUAGAAAUGUGAAUGCAAGGCUGACACUGGUCUCUAUUCGAUUCAACACAGAAUUUGUUUUAUGCAUUGCAUUUCUGUCCAGUCGUGGCCUACCUGUACGGGAUGUGCCAGAGCAACGUCCAAGCCUUAUACGAGCUAUUUGUAGCAAUAUCUAAAGACACCGCACUGCUUCUGGUUGAACUCCAGGUGGCAGUGUCGUGUGGGGGUGAAAGCAUUUUUGUUUUUUCCUGGAGAGGGGUGUGUAGCGCUCCACGUCUCGUUCGGACGCCCUUAAAAGUGUAUUUUUUUUUUUGCUGUCACUUACCCCGAUUUCCUCAGUGAGGCUGAUAAAUAUCUAUAAAAACAAGGUUCUUGCAUGUAUCAACAGGCCAAAGGAAAGUAGCUGGAAAAGACUCAUAUUUCAUAAGGGUUCCUUAUUGUACUGUGACUUUUAAAAAUAAGAAAACGAUGCAGUUAUACGUAACACAACGUAUUCGUUUGGAUUCAUAUCAUGCCGUGCAUAAUACAUACCCACGAUAUCAAUGCUUGUCAUUCAUGCCUUUCUGUUUGUCCUGCAGACUGUUUUUUAUACUGUUUCUAUGAAAUGUACACAUUCUCAACACGGAGGAGAACCUUCUGAAAUAACCCUAUUUAUAACCCAGUGCUGUAAUCAAGUGAGAAUCUAAUCUUGCCUUUUGCAUAGAGAUAUGUACCUACUGCAAAUAUAACAUUUUGGGGGUACUUGAGUCACUAUUUAAUUUUUUUUUUGUUUUGUUAUUGUUUCUAGCACUUAAGAAGAUUAAAAAUGUGUACAAAAUUAAUAUUUUUUAAUUUUUUAAGAAUAUAAUUAUUUUCUGUCAUUACCAUUACAAAUGUUUAAAGGCUAGAAAUCAAUCUGUGUAUAUUUCUGUACCUGUAUAGCAAAACACAUUUCAUAAAUGGAAAUAUGUUCUCUGAAUAUUUAUUUACUAAUAUAUUUAUCUUUAAGCCAUGUCUUAUGUUCAGAGUGUAUAAAGGUUUGAGUUAUUUGGUUGCUUUUUAUUCUGAGAAAAAAAAUCACUAACAUGAGACUUUGUAUAUACAUGGUAAUUGCACACAAGACGAUUAAAUCUUCUCUGACCAAAAAACUGAUUUUAAAACUUU